Messenger RNA from Hemiscyllium ocellatum (epaulette shark), 8796 nucleotides. RefSeq names its product mediator complex subunit 12 (gene med12). The transcript is spliced from 44 exons. Gene Ontology annotation, molecular function: beta-catenin binding; transcription coactivator activity. Gene Ontology annotation, biological process: regulation of transcription by RNA polymerase II. Gene Ontology annotation, cellular component: mediator complex. Lineage: Eukaryota; Metazoa; Chordata; Chondrichthyes; Orectolobiformes; Hemiscylliidae. The record is from RefSeq and is a predicted model, not a curated record. Bases 11 to 6505 code for a protein of 2164 amino acids.
UUUCCCAAAGAUGGCGGCGUUCGGAAUAUUGAGUUAUGAGCACAGGCCGUUGAAAAGGUCUCGGCUCGGGCCGCCAGACGUUUAUCCACAGGACCCCAAGCAGAAAGAGGACGAGCUGACAGCACUGAAUGUUAAACAAGGCUUUAACAAUCAGCCUGCAGUAUCCGGGGAUGAACAUGGUAGCGCAAAAAAUGUAAAUUUCAAUCCUGGCAAGAUCAGCUCCUACUUCAGCAGUAUAAUCGCAGAGAAGUUACGAUGUAACACAUUUCCGGAUACAGGCAAAAGGAAGCCUCAGGUUAAUCAAAAGGAUAGUUUCUGGCUUGUCACAGCUCGUUCGCAACCUUCAAUUCAUAACUGGUUUACUGAUCUGUCUGGAACCAAACCAUUAACGCAACUUGCAAAAAAGGUGCCUAUAUUUAGUAAAAAGGAAGAAGUGUUUGGAUACCUAGCCAAAUAUUCAGUGCCAGUCAUGAGAGCUGCUUGGCUGAUAAAAAUGACAUGUGCCUAUUAUGCUGCUAUCACCGAAACAAAGAUGAAGAAACGUCAUGUCAUAGACCCUUGUAUAGAGUGGACUCAAAUCAUCACAAAGUACCUUUGGGAACAGCUACAGAAGAUUGCUGAGUCUUAUCGACUGAUGUCUUCGCAGAAUUGUGGGACACCAGUACAACCCACAGUGCCAGAAGUGGAGCAGGCCAUGAAACAGUGGGAAUAUAAUGAAAAGCUGUCUCUUUACAUGUUUCAGGACGGAAUGCUGGAUAGGCAUGAGUUCCUGACCUGGGUUCUAGAAUGCUUUGAGAAAAUCCGGCCAGGGGAGGAUGAACUCCUUAAGUUAUUGCUCCCACUGAUGUUACAGUAUUCUGGAGAGUUUGUGCAGUCUGCAUACCUAUCAAGACGCUUGGCGUACUUCUGCACCCGACGACUCUCCUUGUUGCUUGGGGAUAGUGGUAGUAAUGCCGUAACAGGAGGACACCAGACACAUGUUAUGGCAGCACCGACAGGAAAUACUUUACCUUCAACUCCAACACCACCAACUAAUGGGUCUAAUCAGCCUCAAUCUCCAUUCAUGGAUUUUUAUAUUUGCCCACAGCAUCGCCCAGUUGUGUUUGGAUUAAGCUGUAUGCUUCAGAGUAUAGUUUUGUGUUGUCCAAGUGCAUUGGUGUGGCAUUACUCGUUGACUGAUUGCAGAAAUAAGACUGGAUCUCCCCUCGAUCUUUUACCCAUAGCGCCAUCGAGUCUACCCAUGCCAGGAGGAAAUUCAACAUUUACCCAACAGGUCAGAGCUAAAGUGCGAGAAAUUGAGGAACAGAUUAAAGAACGAGGUCAGGCUGUGGAGGUCAGGUGGUCAUUCGAUAAAUGUCAAGAAACCAAUGCAGGUUUUACUAUUGGGCGUGUGUUACAUACGCUGGAGGUGCUUGACAGCCACAGUUUCGAAAAAUCAGAUUUUAAUAACUCAUUGGAUUCCUUGUACAACAGGAUAUUUGGAUCAGGGCAGAACAAAGAUGGCCAUGAGAUAUUACCAGAUGAUGAUGCUGUUAUGACGUUGCUGUGUGAAUGGGCAGUGAGCUACAAGCGUUCAGGCAGGCACCGAGCCAUGGUGGUGGCAAAGCUGCUGGAGAAGAGGCAAGCUGAAAUUGAAGCUGAGAGAUGUGGCGAAUCAGAAGUGGUAGAUGAAAAGGGGUCUGUCUCAUCUGGGUCUCUCACCAGUGCCAGCAUUCCUGUUUUCCAAGAUGUAUUGCUUCAAUUCCUGGAUACCCAAGCUCCAAUGCUGACUGACCCUGGUAGUGAAAGUGAAAAAGCUGAAUUUGCCAACUUGGUACUCCUGUUCUGUGAGCUGAUUCGCCAUGAUGUUUUCUCUCACAAUGUCUACAUGUGCACACUGAUAUCCAGAGGAGAUUUAUCCUCAGAGCAGCAUGUGCCCAGACCACGUUCACCAGUUGAUGAUGCAGCAGAAGAACAGGACCGGAAGGAACAUGAAGGAAAUAGCAGUGUAAAGCUGGAGGAUCCUGGCUUAUCAGAAAGCAUGGACAUAGACCCAAACUCCAGUGCUAUUUUUGAGGAUGUGGAAAAGAAUGACUUUAAAAGUGAAUUUAGUUCUGAUUUCUCUAUGUUUUCUCCUUCAAUGCACUGUGAAUCAAAAACUAGUCCAUCCCCAGAAAAGCCUGCCUCAGAAAAGGACAUGAAGCUGUUACAGAAAAUAAAUGAAGUGGCAUUUCCAUCACCAUAUGACCAACCAAGACAUAUACAGUAUGCCACACACUUUCCUAUUCCUCAGGAAGAAUCAGCAAGUCAUGAAUGUAAUCAGCGUCUGGUGGUUCUGUAUGGUGUUGGGAAACAGCGCGAUGAAGCUCGGCACGUAAUUAAGAAAAUAACCAAAGACAUCCUGAAGGUUUUGAACAAGAAGAGUACUGCAGAAACAGGUGGGGAAGAAGGACAGAAGCGGAAAAAAAAUAAACCAGAAGCAUUUCCGACAGCUGAGGAUAUAUUUGCAAAAUUUCAGCAUCUUUCACAUUUUGAUCAACAUCAGGUCACCUCUCAGGUGUCACGGAAUGUACUGGAGCAGAUCACUAGUUUUGCCUUAGGAAUGUCCUAUCAUCUGCCUCUUGUUCAGCAUAUUCAGUUCAUCUUUGAUCUGAUGGAGUAUUCCCUCAAUAUCAGUGGACUUAUAGAUUUUGCUAUUCAGUUGCUGAAUGAAUUGAGCGUGGUGGAAGCAGAGUUACUUUUGAAGUCAUCCAGUCUGGUUGGUAGCUACACCACGGGUUUAUGUCUUUGCAUUGUAGCAGUCCUGCGACGUUAUCACUCCUGCCUUAUCCUCAACCCUGAUCAGACAGCACAAGUGUUUGAUAGUUUAUGUGGCGUGGUAAAGCAUGGUGUUAACCCUGCAGACUGCUCCUCUGCCGAGCGUUGUAUCCUUGCCUACCUCUAUGACCUGUACACCUCCUGCAGUCAUUUAAAGAGCAAGUUUGGGGAGCUCUUUGGUGAUGCAUGUUCCAAAGUCAAGAACACCAUCUACAGUAAUAUAGAUCCUUCUGAUUCCAACAUGCUGUGGGAACCUGAAUUCAUGAUUGAUGCAAUUGAAAACCCUUCUGCCCACAACUUCAGCUACUCCAUGCUUGGUAAAAUCCUGAAUGAGAACCCAGCCAAUCGUUACAGCUUUGUUUGCAACGCACUUAUGCAUGUCUGUGUGGGACAUCACGAUCCUGAUCGUGUGAAUGACAUUGCUAUCCUGUGUGCAGAGCUGACUGCCUAUUGCAAGGCUCUCAGUGCAGAGUGGCUUGGUGUGCUCAAGGCACUGUGCUGUUCAUCUAAUAAUGGAACUUGUGGCUUCAAUGAUCUUCUCUGCAAUGUUGAUGUGAGUGAUUUAUCAUUCCAUGACUCUCUGGCUACAUUUAUAGCAAUUUUAAUAGCUAGGCAAUGUCUUUUGUUGGAGGAUCUGAUUCGUUGCGUGGCAAUUCCAUCACUCCUUAAUGCAGCAUGCAGUGAGCAAGAUUCAGAACCUGGUGCUCGGCUAACAUGCAGAAUCCUCCUUCACUUGUUUAGGACACCACAGUUGAACCCUUGUCAUCAGGACAGCAAUAAACCAACAGUUGGGAUUCGUUCAUCCUGUGACAGACAUUUGUUGGCUGCAUCACAGAACAGUAUUGUGGUUGGAGCAGUUUUUGCAGUUUUGAAAGCUAUUUUUAUGUUGGGUGAUGCUGAAUUGAAAGGCUCUGGAUUUUCACUUUCUGGUGGAAUGGAGGAACUUGCAGACGAUGAUGUAGGAGUGAAAAAAUCUGGCAGUCGGACUGUUUCAAUUGAAACAGCCAGUUUAGAUGCUUAUGCUAAAUACGUGUUAAAGAAUAUCUGUCAGCAGGAGUGGGUGGGAGAACGCUGCCUUAAGAGUUUGUGUGAGGAUAGCAGUGCUCUGCAAGAUCCAGUUUUGACAAAUAAGCAAGCUCAACGCCUCUUGCAGUUGAUAUGCUAUCCGCACCGCCAACUGGACAGUGAGGAGGGGGACAACCCACAACGUCAGAGAAUCAAACGCAUUCUGCAGAAUCUUGAUCAGUGGACAAUGAGGCAAUCCUCACUGGAACUGCAACUUAUGAUUAAACAGAGCAUCAUCAGUGAGAUGAAUUCCUUGUUGGAAAACAUUGCAAAAGCCACCAUUGAGGUAUUUCAAAAAUCAGCAGAAAUGAACUCCUCCAAUCUAAGCAGUAAUGGAAUCAUGAAUGCUGGGGUACCUAUCUUUAGCUCCAGCAGCAUAAAUGGAAAUACCACCAGCAAAAUGAAACCGUUACUUAGCUCAUCAGAGCGGACCGGUGUUUGGCUGGUGGCGCCAUUGAUUGCAAAAUUGCCAACAUCUGUCCAAGGUCAUGUACUGAAAGCAGCUGGUGAAGAAUUGGAGAAAGGUCAACAUCUAGGGUCAUCCUCACGGAAAGAACGAGACCGGCAGAAGCAGAAGAGUAUGUCUCUGCUAAGCCAACAACCGUUUCUUUCUCUGGUUUUGACUUGCCUGAAAGGGCAAGAUGAGCAAAGAGAGGGUCUUCUCACAUCCCUUUACAGUCAAGUCCAACAGAUUGUAACAAACUGGCGUGAAGAUCAGUACCAGGAUGACUGCAAAGCCAAACAGAUGAUGCAUGAAGCUCUGAAACUCCGCUUAAAUCUUGUAGGUGGGAUGUUCGAUACUGUCCAGCGUAGCACACAGGGCACCACUGAAUGGGCUGUUCUUCUCUUGGACAUAAUUAGCAGUGGAACAGUUGACAUGCAGUCCAACAAUGAGCUAUUCACUACAGUCCUGGAUAUGCUCAGUGUAUUGGUUAAUGGAACUCUGGCAGCAGACAUGUCAAGCAUCUCACAAGGCAGUAUGGAGGAGAACAAGCGAGCCUACAUGAACCUUGUAAAAAAACUCAGGAAAGAGCUUGGGGACCGACAAUCAGAAAGCUUAGAGAAGGUGAGGCAGUUGUUGCCACUUCCCAAACAAACAAGAGAUGUCAUCACUUGUGAGCCCCAAGGGUCUCUAAUUGAUACCAAAGGAAACAAGAUUGCUGGUUUUGAUUCAAUAUUCAAGAAAGAGGGGCUACAGGUCUCCACUAAACAGAAGAUUUCACCUUGGGAUGUGUUUGAAGGGAUGAAGCACUCUGCUCCUCUUUCUUGGGGCUGGUUUGGAACAGUUCGUGUUGAUCGCAAAGUGACCAAAUUUGAAGAGCAGCAUAGGCUCCUAUUGUAUCACACACACCUAAAACCAAAGCCUCGUAGUUACUAUCUGGAACCACUGCCACUCCCCCCAGAGGAGGAAGAGCCACCUGUGCCAGUCAUUCCAGAACCAGAAAAAAGCACUUCAGAACCACCAAAGCUGGAAAAACCUAACACUACUGAAGAGAAGAAAAAGAAACCACCCAGAAAGAAACGACUGCCUCAUAAUAAAUCUGAGUUGGAUUUGCCAUCCAGUGCACACAGAAUACCUGCCUAUGGUGGGGCGGUUCCUGCUGAUCUAAUCCCACAUCAGACAAGUAACCACUACACUAGACUUCCAUAUGGACAGCCUAAUGUGGGGAUAUAUGCACAGAAUCAGCCUUUACCAGCAGGUGGACCCAGGUUGGAUACAAUUCCAUACAGAUCUGUGCGGCCUUCUUUCUCUAAAAUUAUGCAGAACAGACCACCGUACAGCACAGUGAUGCCCCCUAUGGGUGGAAUGAUGGAUCCAUCACUUUACAAACCUGCCCAAUACAAACAACAAGCUCCAAUCCCACAGGGUCAAAUGCUCCGCCAGCAGCUACAUGUCAGACUGAAUUCCAGUGGAAUGUAUGGACAACAGGUACGUCAAGCAAACCCAGCUCAGCAAUAUGGACCCAUGUCACAAGCCCAGAAUAUUUCCCAAGGAUACACAAAUUAUGGAUCUCAUUUAGGGAUGCAGCCACACCCUUCGCAGACCAGAGGCAUGAUUCCUCCUGCCUAUUCAAACCAACCAUACCAGGGCAGUCACACUGCCAAUAAUCCUGCACUUGCAGAUCAGGUUCGGCAGAUGCAGCAAAGACCAAGUGGCUAUGUUCACCAGCAAGCUCCAGCUUAUGCACACUCCAUGCAAAGCACACAGAGGCUAACCCACCAACCCAUGCAACAGACACCAAUGAUGACAGGAAUUAGUCAUAUGACCCCACAGAGUGUACAUUCAACUUUGAGGACUAAUCAGUUGGAUCAGGAGCAGCAGUACCUACGUCAGCAGCAGCUCCUGAGGCAGCAACAGGUACAGCAACAACAGCAACAACAGCAGCAGCAGCAACAACAGCAACAACAACAGGUUCAGCAACAACAGCAGCAACAACAGGUUCAGCAGCAACAGCAGCAACAACAGGCUCAACCCCAACCACAGACAUUGGGUAUGCAGGCCAUCCCACCUCAGCAGUCCAUGUUCCAGCGACAAGGAAUGCAGCAGACACAGCAGCAACAACAGACAGCUGCACUGGUCAGACAGUUACAACAGCAGCUUUCAAAUUCACAGCCACAGAAGAACGCAAACCCAUACUAUUAACGCUGGAAUCUCCUGAAAUAAUUGCUCACCUCUUGGCCCAUGCCUGAUUUUGUCUGCUGUUCUCCAAAGGAAUGUCCCUGUUGUGACACAAGCUGUAGUACUGGACACAGACUGAUUUUCCUGUGGAAUUGGCUUCUUAAUUGACCAUAUCUUCAUUUACUUAAUGGGUUGCUCUCAAUGCAUGUAUAUUCAUGAUUAGAAAAAUUAUUUGUCAGCAUUAAAAAGCUGAGAGAUGCUGGUAUAUUUUUCCAAUCCUCCUCCUCCUAUUCCAUCCCCUCCUGUCCUCUUCAGUGAGGAGAUCAGAAAGGCUGAACCAUUGGACAUCUGGGCUCAGCGACAGUACUUCAGCUGAUAUGCAUUUAAUUAACAAGAUUGUCAUAGAUCUUGCACCUGAAGAGCGAUCCAGCACAAUUUGUAAACCUUGCAGGUCUGCUAGUUAUUGCCAAUGAUAGAGAUUCUUAGGAGAUUGUCUUAUUAUUGAGACUGACUCUCCCAGCAGCUGCACCAGCGCUGUGUUUUUUACACAUAUAUAUUUUUAUAUAUAUAUAUGUAAUAUAUAUAUAAAUAAAUAUAUACAUUUGUGUGUAUAUCUAUAUAUACAUAGAAAGCACUCUGUGAACAUUUAUUUUUAUUUGUUCUCAUUAAUGUUUCAUAUUGAUGCUCUUUAAAUAAAAGAACACGACAUUGCUCUAACCAUUUUUCUCUUUAUGCUUGGAAAUCACUGACCUGUUGUGGUAUGACUCGACAGGACUGUCAUCAGUUUGUUAGUUCUCCAUAUGUCCACUUUUCAUAUGUGAACCUACAAGGAAGCUGCUCAACCAUAUGCAGCAUGAUAACUAAGCUAUGAGUGCAUUUUCCAGGAUGGGUCGUUAGAUAAUGAUUAGAAGCCAGAAUAUGUGCCUUGGCAUAUCAAUAAACAGAACAAUUUUAUAAAGUUACAAAAUAAAUAUUCCAACUGUUUUGCAGAAAUAAAUGCAGAAUGGUUUUCAGAUAGGUCUUCAUUUGUCAUUUUAACACAUUCGAGAUUGAGAACUGAGCUGUAAAAAUUUGUAUGUGUACUGGGGAGAAAAUGAUGGUUCAUAAUGGAUGAAGAAUAAACUUCUGUUGCCAUUGCAUUUUUUUCUACCACAUGCUUAUAGUUGUUUCUUUGGUUAAUUUUGGGGGGGAGAACAGCAUCUCUCAGUCUUCUGAUUUGGCAGUUCUCACAAAAGGACAGUAAAUAUGAUAGUUUAUUGCUUAUGUUUGCCAUGUUCAAUGAUCUGCAUGAAUUCAGAGUGCCCAGUGAAAGUAAGACCUUUGUAAUAGAGACGAAGUAAUCUCUGAAGUACUGUUGAUGUCACUGCAUUCUUCAAGAAUGCUUUUGUAGUUCAUUUGUUGGUCCCUACCAUUCCCUAACACGACUCGCCCAGUUGAGAACAAAAUUUAUUAGUAGAGCAGGACAGCUGAAUCAACAAUUGUAUUAUUAUCCUAGUGUGGAGCUACCAAAAUUCACUCAAGGAUGAGGUUUAAUUGGGAAACUUCAGAUGUUGGCAACACCACUUUUGAAAAUUCUUAUUCGUCACCUCAAUGCAUUUCUAAUUUUCACUCUCCAAAAUAGUUCGCAGUUUGUCCACCCAGUGACUUAUCUUUUAUAUUUUUUAGAAAGGUUAUGGAUUAUAGUUUUCACUUUAUGCAAAUCUUCAAUUUUGCAUAAACUUUGGCUCAUUCCAAAGGUAUUUUUUCCAUACAAAUUUGUUUUAGAAAGUUGCGGGUACAAGAAGCACAAAGUGCAGAGCACACAAUGCUUUAACAGAAAUCUAGGGCUUAGCAUCAUGGAAGUAAACUACUGAAAUUGUGUACAUGUACAAGGGUGGGAACACAGAGAGGGAGAGAGAGGAAGAUGGCAGGAAACUCCCCCAAGUACCGUUCAUGAAGAAAUUCAUGGAAUAGGUUAUUAAUGAUGUGUAACAGCCUUCUUUCCCACACAAAUGUCUGGCAGAUAAAAGAAUUUCACACUGUACAAAAAGAAUACUUUCUGUCUUGGUUUGUGAAACUGUACCCACAUAUUAAAAAUUAUGUACAUUUUUGGUAAUUGAUUUGUUUUUUCUUUAAGAAUAUUUUGAUGUAAAGAUAAAAUUCAAAAUAGUGUAUGUAUAAAAAUUGUACAUGUGCUGUUUUUAUAUAUAUAUGUAUAUAUAUAUAAACACAAACCACGGUCAACAUGAUUGAGAUGACCAAAUGAAUCCGCAAACCUGGGUCUCUGUUCUUUUUCAUGAUGUUUUACAUGUGUUUCAUAAAUUCAUAACUGUAAA